AUGGUGAAGCAGAUCGAGAUUAAGGAUGCUUUUCAGGAAGCCUUGGACGCUGUAGGAGAAAAACUUAUAGUAGCUGACGUCUCAGUCACGUGGUGUGGGCCUUGCAAAAUGAUCAAGCCUUUCUUUCAUUCCCUCUCUGAAAAGUAUUCCAACGUGGUGUUCCUUGAAAUAGACGUGGAUGACUGUCAGGAUGUCGCUUCAGAGUAUGAAGUCAAGUGCAUGCCAACCUUCCAGUUUUUUAAAAAGGGACAAAAGGUGGGUGGAUUUUCUGGAGCUAAUAAGGAAAUGCUUGAAGCCACCAUUAAUGAAUUAAUCUAA
Molecule: messenger RNA, 318 nt
Organism: Cynocephalus volans (Philippine flying lemur)
Lineage: Eukaryota; Metazoa; Chordata; Mammalia; Dermoptera; Cynocephalidae
Product: thioredoxin-like
Exons: 1
Coding region: 1-318 (105 amino acids)
Cellular component (GO): cytosol
Molecular function (GO): protein-disulfide reductase activity
Source: RefSeq, a predicted model, not a curated record